CGCAUUCCCGCAUUGGCUUGUGUGUGUUCUACCAACUUCUGGGCGCUUUGCGGGACUCCGUAGACGAACAUGGGGUUCAAUUUUGUCACCGUUUGCAUAAAAUGACUCUGAAGAAAAACAGCUAUGGAAAAGCACCUCUGAAACAGGAUAAAGUCCCCGUUUUUCUGCGAAGAAUCCAGUUAUCUCCAUCCGACUGCGUCUGCCAGAAAAAGUAGAGAAAGAGAAAAAAGGGGGGCUUUACUGGAAAACUCCGACUUUCGUAGUCCUUGGACCCGCUGAGCUCCUCCAAGGACUCUGGGAACCAAGUGACAAAGUUUGAUGCUGAAUACUGCCGCAUUAACCUGAGGUCCAGGGUGUAAGGAGAGCAGAAGGUCUCUCCAAUGCCAGUGGACAUGCAGCCACACCAGGGGCUGUAUCACUAUGAGACCUCACCCAGCCAGCCCUCCAGAGGCCUAGUGCCGUCAGAUCAGUCGCCCUACAGUGAUGUGUCGUCGCUGCGUGCUCCACUCCUCAACGGCCCUCCCCAGGACUGCCGCACUAUGUAUAAUCCCAUGACUCCCAGUAUGAGUCAUGGAUCAGGACCAGGACCAGGACAGGGAUUUGGUCACUGCUUAGAUCAAUACAUGAGGCCCCCUCAGGCCCCGCCGCCACACAGUAUGAUGGGCCACCGGGGUAUGCCGCCCACAGAGAGUGGCAGUAGCACCCCCUACUGUAACCAGAACAACAUGAUGCCCUCUCAUCACAACUUCUGUCCGGGUCAACCUGGCUCUGACCAGAAUGGCUCAGGUGAUGGCUCAAGGUUCUCCACACCUCGCUCCAUGCUGAAGCUGAGUAAAAAGAGAGCUCUGUCCAUUUCCCCCCUGUCGGAUGCCAGUGUAGACCUGCAAACGGUGAUCAGGACUUCACCCAACUCCCUGGUGGCCUUUGUCAACUCUCGUUGUAACCCCAGUGGGGCCAGUUCUUAUGGCCAUCUGUCUGUGAGCGCUAUGAGUCCAUCUCUUGGCUAUUCCAGCAACAUGAACUGUCAGUCCAGGCCUCAAGGAUCAAUGUAUGGAGGAGGUGGAGCAACGCCUCUGGGUGGACACACACCAGGUUCCUGCCAAGCAUCACGCUUACCUCCCCAUAAUCCUCGGCUACACGCUCCGCCCAAACACGGACAUCUGAAGACGGAGCCGGGGCUUGGGGGUGUGAUGGACGGCAUGAAUGUAAAAAGUCUGGAGGAGAGGUCAGAAGGAGAUGUGGCCAGUCCUUCUUCCACUGGCACUCAGGACCCACUCCUUGGUCUACUGGAUGGCCGAGAUGACUUGGACAAGGACGAUGGGAAGCCUGAACCAGAAGCCAUUUAUGAAACCAACUGCCACUGGGAGAGUUGCAACAAGGAGUUUGACACACAGGACCAGCUAGUUCAUCACAUCAACAAUGAGCACAUCCAUGGGGAGAAAAAGGAGUUUGUGUGUCACUGGCAGGAGUGCUCUCGAGAGCAGAGACCUUUCAAAGCCCAGUACAUGCUGGUGGUUCACAUGCGCAGACACACAGGGGAGAAGCCACACAAGUGCACUUUCGAAGGCUGUAACAAGGCAUACUCUCGCCUGGAGAAUCUGAAGACCCACCUGCGCUCUCACACCGGAGAAAAACCAUAUGUUUGUGAACAUGAAGGCUGCAACAAGGCCUUCUCUAAUGCCUCAGACCGAGCCAAACACCAGAACAGAACUCACUCUAAUGAGAAACCCUAUGUAUGUAAGAUCCCUGGCUGCACUAAACGGUACACAGACCCCAGCUCUCUGCGUAAACAUGUAAAAACAGUACAUGGUCCUGAGGCCCACAUCACUAAGAAGCACCGUGGAGACACAGGCCCUCGACCACCCGGCUCAGCUAUGACUCCUGGAGGCCAAAACACUGACCUACUGCUGGAGAAAGAGGAGACCCGCAGAGAGGACUGCAAACUGUUGGCCCCUGAAACUGCCCUGAAAUCUCAGCCGAGCCCUGGUGGUCAGUCAUCCUGCAGUAGCGAACGCUCUCCACUGGGAAGCACCAACAACAAUGACAGCGGGGUGGAGAUGAACCUAAACGCAGCAGGCAGUCUGGAAGAUCUGACAGCACUGGAGGAUGGAGUCACAGGUGGAGGAGGUGGAGAACCAGGAGGUGUAGGAGGAACUAUGGGAAUGUCAGCACAGGCUCUGAAAAGGCUGGAGAACUUGAAGAUUGACAAACUCAAGCAAAUUCGCAGGCCAACCCCUCCUGGCCGCUGUGCCAGCAAUAAGCUCCCUGCACUUCCUGGUUCAGGAGAGAACAUGGCAAUGUGUGCACCCUCUCCACUCCUUUCAAAUCGCCGUGUUAUGGAGCUGUCAAAUCAUGAGUUAGGAGGUGGCUCUUCGAUUGGCUGCUCUAAUGACAGGAGAGGAAGUGGCACAAGCAGCCUAAGCUCCGCCUAUACUGUGAGCCGUCGCUCCUCCAUGGUAUCUCCUUACUUAUCCAGUCGGCGUUCCAGUGAGGUUUCACAAAUGGGUGGACCAGGAGGAGGGGGAUGUCACCUCCUUGGCCCAGAGCACAGUGGAGGAGACCCUCUCUCUCCUGAGAUGAAUCGCAGAGGACCUCCGUGUCCUGGUGGAGGAGGAGGAGGACUGCCAGGUCUUCCCAACUUAACACCUGCCCAGCAGUACAGUCUGAAAGCCAAAUAUGCAGCUGCGACUGGUGGGCCUCCACCUACUCCUCUACCAAAUAUGGAACAGCCAGGUACCCCAGGGAGAAGAGGUGGCAUAUUAAGUGACUAUCAGGGACAGCCCCUGCCUCCUUUCCUUCAACAAGGUGGUCCAAGACGGCACAGUGCUAACACAGAGUAUGGCACUGGUGUCAUAUACCCUCACCAGGCUCCAGGUAACAACAGCAGGCGAGCCAGCGACCCAGUCCGAUCAGCAGUGGAUCCUCAAGCUCUCCCCAAGCGCUUCAACAGCCUGAAUAAUGUAUCUAUGAUGGGCCGAAGGAACGCACUGCAGCACCGUGGCUCAGACACCAGUAUCACCCGUCACAUUUAUUCCCCUCGGCCACCGAGCAUUACAGAAAAUGUAAUGAUGGAGGCCAUGGGUAUGGAAUCCCACCUGGCUCCCAUAGAGGCCAGGGACCGUUCCAUGAUGAUGCCCCCUGGAGACAGAAAUUUCAUGGGAUACCAGCAGCAGCAGCAGAGCCUUGGAGGGGGAGGUGGAGGGCCGAUUUCAAACCAGCUGUCCCCAAGUCGUGACUCUCUAGGUUGCCAAGAACAAGGCUACAAUCAGGGACACUACCAGCACCAGGGAGGAGAAGUUGCUUCCAGAGGUGGUGGAAGGCCAAUUCACCCAGAAGGCAUGUCCAAUACACUUCUCCAACAGGCUGAGUACAGUAUGAGCACCUGCCAGCUCAGUCCAUCAGGCCCACAUUAUCCAGGUUUGGGCCAGGGCGGUGAUGCUGGAGGAGGUCAAUGGACAGACAACCAGGUUCAGACCCAGAGAGGAAUGCAGUAUUCAGACCCAAACAUGCAACCUCAGCAGUCCCAAACACAUUUCAACAAUCAGACCGGUCUCUAUAACAGUCCCAAUGGAACUCAUAAACUCACCAUCAAGCCCGAACAACAGUUUCACCCUGGCAUGGGAGGUGGAGAUGCCUGUCAAAGUGCUAAGCUCCAACAUCAGCAACAGCGGAUGCUCCUCCAACAGGGUUACCAGCAGACCGGCCAAGUUAUGAUGAGAAACUCCAACAAUCCCAGCUGCGACUUUCAAGGCCAGAACCAAAACUCUUUCCCAAGGGGAGGCAGCUUAAGCUUAGGCUGUGCAGGUUCUGCUCUAAGUGAAGGGCAGAGAUCAGAAACCCCCAUGAUGCAAGUGAAAGAGAUUAUGGUGAGGAACUAUGUGCAAUCCCAACAAGCGCUCAUGUGGGAACAACAGCAAGAACAACAGCAAAGUGGAAUUAAACCUCCUCCACUUUCUGACAACAUGGAUAUGAGUGCUCAAACCACCAUGAUCCAACACAGUCCACAGCACCAAAACCAGAGUCUGUACUCUAACCAGCCUUAUUCAUCCUACCCUAACCAGAACCUGGUCAUGAGUCCUCAAGGCCACAGCCAGGGCCCGUCCUCUAUGACUCCUAAAGACCAGCAACUAGCAAAUCUUCAAGGCUCAUGCUAUGGUCAGGACAUGGUGGUUCCCAGGCCCCCUCAAGGACGGAAACCUCUGAGUCGUCAAAACAGCUUGUCCCAAGUCGGAGCCUACUUGGGCAGCCCACCUCACCUUAGCCCUGUUCACUCCACCUCCAGCCCCAGACGAGGGGUCCGACUGCCCCCAGUCCAGCAUCCGCAGCACCCACAGAAUGAAAUGUUCUCUCCUUCCAAUAACAACAACAUGUACUACUCAGGUCAGAUCAGCAUGGAUAUGGAGAAACACAUAGACCCCCAAAAUGGUCCUUGUCUGAGCCUGGAUCCAACAGGUGGCACUAAAUCAACACCUUACCCUGAGUCUGGGCCCAUUUCCAAUGCCUUAGAAAACCUGGACCUGGACAAUGCUCGUAUAGACUUCACCUCCAUCAUCGAUGACACCGACUCUUCCUCAUUUAAUCCAGUCACCAAUCCCCUCCCAGGUCAGCUCAGGUCUUCUUCGCAGGCCUCGUCCCGCCUUACCACGCCCCAGACAUCUGUCAGCCUGGCUGCAGGCUCUGGCCUUUCCAACAUGGCUGUGGGGGACAUGACGUCCAUGCUUACCUCACUAGCUGGGGAGAAUAAAUACCUGAACACCAUGUCUUAAAGGAGGACUCUGAGGCAGCUUUUUUCCACAUUUUUACAAUCAAAUCCAAUUGUUUGUGUUUUAAUAGAGAUCCAUAUGUAGCCACAGGGCUUUAUCAUCCUGUCGCAUAUUGACUGUCCCUUGAACAUUGAAUGCCAGUUCAGGUAAAAAAAAGAACAAGUUUUUUAAUUAGAUCUUGGGUGUUUUACAUUAUUAGGCUGGACUUUUUUUAAACAUCCAUUAACCUUCAAAAAUAGGAAACUCAAUUGGGAGCAGAUGCUACUGGACAACCAUAGUACAGAAAAAAUGCCAUGUUAUAAACCUUUGGCCUGCAGAAUGAGACAUAGCAACUCAUAUGGUCCCUCCCCUGGUUUAAAAACUCUUACAAUCCCUAAACUUUAGAACCAAAGGUGUCUGAUCAAACCCGCUUUGCUGUACUAUUUUUUCACAGUUUGUACUUACUAUUCUUCUGUGCCUUAAUGUGAGUCACAGAGCUCUACGCCUGAAAUGAAACUUUUGCUGAACUUUUUACAAACAGGCAUUCCAGUCACAUAUGGCUGUGGUAACAGUGGAGCAGAGAAGGACAUGUAAAUAGGUUUUAUAUACAUUUAUAUGUUGUGUAUAUGACGUCGGGGCAGUGGAUGAAUCACGAUCUGCCUCGUGAUAGACAGCUUUGAGCUCUCACAUGGGAGGUAGUAAGAUGCUUGAUUGAAGAGCUGGAUGUAUGAUGUACUUUUAGAGGAGAAAUCGGUGCUACUAAACCAUUAUCUGUAUCGCUUAGGAUUUUGUUCUUGUCAUGAACAACACACUCCACAAGUGGCUUACCAGUAUUUUCACACAGUAUGCAUAAACACUCACAUAGUACACACAGACACUCAGGACUUCUUCUUUGGUGUUCAGAUGAUGUGUAUGUUGAAAUUGCCUUUGCGGGACAGUGAGUUUGGACUCCACAUGCUUACUGUAAGUGUUCCUAAAGCAACAUCAUUCUUUUGUUUUUUGUUUUUGUUUUGUUUUUUUUCAGAGGUGUUAUAGUUACAAAAUAGAAAGUGCCUUGCUCUCUCUGAGGUACAUGGAGCUAAACUUAAUUUAGUACAUUUGCGUCAACUCCCUGCACAUAAUGCCUGAUAUAUUCACAAAUAAUGCCUUCAAGAACAUGAGCUCGACUCCGACUCGUACAUGACUCAGCUGAGGAUGACGGCUAUUUUGAACACGACCUGAGCCAGCUGUUAUGUAUCUGUUAACAGACCAAUAAAAGAUGUAUUGGAAAAACUGAGGUACAUUCAUAAUACAGCGCUGCUGUAGGUUUGCUCUAAUCCCAAAGAGGAGUUAAAAAUUCUGAUUACUAAUUUAGGAUAGGAGGUCAAGAAGAGGAAUUUAUAUCAAUCACUACCACUGUAGUGAAAUAUAUACUGAAUGGGUACAAUAAGGUACUUUUGUGUGACUAUUGAGUGGAACCAUAUGAAAGUAGGCUGCAGCCUUUUAGCUAAUUUUACACUGUGGCUUUGCACUGACUACAGCACUGUGUGAAAAGGUCUCUGUCUUUUUGACUAUUCACAGGAACCUCAUUUUUAUAGUAAAGAGUUAUCACAGUAUUUCUAAUAGUCAUUCAAGAACACAGAUUGACCGCAUUAGGCCACUUAAAAGUAUUUUUGAAGCAUUUUAAAUUUGACGCAUCAGAAU
Sphaeramia orbicularis (orbiculate cardinalfish) is the source of this 6425-nucleotide messenger RNA. It is a transcript of the gene gli1, whose product is annotated as GLI family zinc finger 1. Gene Ontology annotation, biological process: smoothened signaling pathway; regulation of transcription by RNA polymerase II. The record is from RefSeq and is a predicted model, not a curated record. Gene Ontology annotation, cellular component: nucleus. Gene Ontology annotation, molecular function: DNA-binding transcription factor activity, RNA polymerase II-specific; RNA polymerase II cis-regulatory region sequence-specific DNA binding. Bases 381 to 4766 code for a protein of 1461 amino acids. Lineage: Eukaryota; Metazoa; Chordata; Actinopteri; Kurtiformes; Apogonidae. The transcript is spliced from 13 exons.